AGUUUUCCAAUGACCGCUGACGUGUUGAAAGUCACUUCCGGUACUGGCUGUUGAUAGUGUUUGUGUUUACAGGAGAAAUACGGAGACUGGAAGUUGAGAAAAGUGGAUUAACAGGAAAGUGUUGACUUGCAGAGGGAUCAAAGAUGUCGAACUUUGACCCUUGUGAGUGUGUGGACCUUUUCAACCAUGAGGGUGCUAUGCGUAGGCUGAUCAACCUGCUUCGUGAUUCGCAGAAUGCUUGCACUGAUGGUGGAUGUGAGGAAUUGCCCGGGGAUCCAAGUGCCCCCAACUGUGCAGAUGGGUACAUGAUGCUCCUGAUGGGUUGGGUGGUCGUGGCAACACUCCUGUACUUUCUCCGCCCGAAGAAUCUUCGCCUUCGAGGAAACGAGAAGCCCUCACCUGCCUCUGGGGAUGGAUCGGACCCACCUCCUCCUGGCCCGGCCGUGAACUAAAUCGGGACCAAGUUUUCACUCCUACAUUGGCUGUGACGAUGCAAAAACACAACCAAGACAAAUUCGCAAGUCUUGGCAGAAAUCACCUCUUUUGUUACGCAGGACUGUUGCAAUUUCAUCUAAGAUUUCUCGUUGAAAACAAAGAUGUCAAGUUAUUGUAAAAAUGUACCAUUUUGAGAAUGCUGUGUACUGCAAAAUAUAAUUAAACCAAUCUCACUUGCAC
Messenger RNA from Aplysia californica (California sea hare), 675 nucleotides. RefSeq names its product small integral membrane protein 14. The transcript is spliced from 5 exons. Gene Ontology annotation, cellular component: endoplasmic reticulum. Bases 144 to 452 code for a protein of 102 amino acids. The record is from RefSeq and is a predicted model, not a curated record. Lineage: Eukaryota; Metazoa; Mollusca; Gastropoda; Aplysiida; Aplysiidae.